GCUCAUGGCCGAGAAGGACAGCCUGGAUCCCUCCUUCACGCAUGCCAUGCAGCUCCUGCAAGCCGAAAUUGACAAAAUUCAGAAAGAUGAUCCAAAGAAGGAUGAGGAAGAGACCUAUUUGGACUUGUUUUCCCACAAGAACAUGAAGCUGAAGGAACGAGUUCUGAUACCAGUCAAGCAGUAUCCAAAGUUUAACUUUGUUGGGAAGAUACUGGGACCCCAGGGCAACACUAUCAAGCGGCUGCAGGAAGAAACUGGAGCAAAGAUCUCUGUUCUUGGGAAGGGGUCAAUGAGAGACAAGGCAAAGGAAGAGGAAUUGCGCAAAGGAGGUGAUCCGAAGUAUGCUCACUUAAAUAUGGACCUGCAUGUCUUCAUUGAAGUCUUUGGGCCACCUUGCGAGGCCUAUGCUCUAAUGGCCCAUGCCAUGGAAGAGGUCAAGAAGUUCCUUGUUCCAGAUAUGAUGGAUGACAUCUGCCAGGAACAGUUUUUAGAGCUGUCCUAUCUUAACGGAGUGCCAGAACCAACACGUGGCCGGGGGCUUCCUGUGCGAGGAAGAGGGGCUGUGCCUCCCCCUCCUCCUGUUCCAAGGGGACGUGGCGUGGGACCUCCGCCACCACCUCCACGUGGAGCCCUGGUACGAGGGGCCCCAGUGAGGGGUGCCAUUGCGAGAGGAGCAGCUGUUGCCCGUGGUGUUCCUCCUCUUCCAGCGGGCUAUGACGAUGCUUACGCGGAGCAAAGCUAUGAAGGGUAUGAAGGCUACUACAGUCAGGGUCAACAGGAAACUGAAUAUUAUGAUUACGGGCAUGGUGAGGCACAAGAAUCCUAUGAAGCAUAUGGUCAAGAUGAUUGGAAUGGAACCAGGCCCUCACUCAAGGCCCCCCCGGCUAGGCCAGUGAAGGGAGCAUACAGAGAACACCCAUACGGCCGCUAUUAAAGCAUUCAUGAGGGGAAAAUAUCACAUAUGAGCAAACAGUUGUUUCUGAUUCUUGUAUCUCCCAGGAUUCCUGUUGCUUUACCCACAACAGACAAGUAAUUGUCUCCCUGAUUUUUCUCUGAAUCCCUUUUUCUCCCACCUCCAUCCCUGCCACCACCGACCCUGCAUUCUAGCUGCUGUACGUAGUAUUUUAAAAUGGGUUAGAUAUAGAAGACCGAAUUCAAUUUUUAAGUGUGUAGAUUGCUUUUCUUUCUGUUUAGAUAUAUAACACAACUGUACCUUUUUAAAAAGUUGAGUUAAAUUGUUAGUUUCAAAAGUGACAUGCUUGCUUACCAGUUAUGAAACUAAAGUCUGUUAAUCUUUAAGUAUUUUGCUGGGUUUUUAGGCAACCCAUGAAAGCUGUAGUGACAGAAUCCCCAAAGUAGGCUACAUUUCAAAAUUCAGAGGUGUUUUUUUUUAUGAAUUAAAACUAUAAUGUAAUAGUAAUGACUGCCGCAGUUUAAAAGCAACCUCACAUCAAAACUUUGCCCUUAAAAGCAGAUUGCUUGAUUAAUCUUAAGUUUAAAUGUUAAUAGAGAAAAUCCUUCUUAACAAAUUAAACAGUAAUUUUUGUUGUUGCUUUCAUUUAGUAUAACUAAAAAAAAUUAGGUUUAUAAUGGUGACGUUUCCCUUAUGGGUUUUGAAAUCUAGCUGAGAUGUAGUGGAAGAAGGUUUCCACCCAAAAAAAUUGUUCUUAGAUUAAUUCUGUGUGAGAAACUUUUAAGAGAAGUGGACAUCAAGCUGCUCUGUAAUUUUUUAUUGCUCUAUAACUGCCCAGUGUUUUGAUAUUAGGAAGUAUUAAAUGAACAGUAGCUGUGCAUUGUGUCUUUUUUUCUUUUCUUUUUUUUAAAUGAAGAGCUAAACACUUGACCAUGUUCGUAGUCUAUAAUGGAGGUCAUGCUUAAAAUUGGCAAAACUGUCAACGUAGCCAUUCCAAUGACAUGUUCAAGUGUAUCUCAGCACGAGCAUUAUGUUUAAAAAGGGACACUGCAGCUGAAAAAAGCCACCAUGGAGAAAGUGAACUUCAUUUUGUACAUAGAUCUAAGUCCUACCUGGAUUUGUACACUGUCCCAUUUUGUUCUUGGAAGAUUAAAUGCCUACUACUACGUGUGUAAGCCUGCCUAAAUAGGUAGCUAAAAAUUGUUGAGAUGUCUGCAGCAGUUUGUCAAUAAAGUUUAGUCCUUUUUUUAAUCAAAGU
This is a messenger RNA of Gekko japonicus, 2171 nucleotides long. It is a transcript of the gene KHDRBS1, whose product is annotated as KH domain containing, RNA binding, signal transduction associated 1. Lineage: Eukaryota; Metazoa; Chordata; Lepidosauria; Squamata; Gekkonidae. The coding region runs from base 5 to 934 and encodes 309 amino acids. The record is from RefSeq and is a predicted model, not a curated record. The transcript has 9 exons. Gene Ontology annotation, biological process: regulation of alternative mRNA splicing, via spliceosome. Gene Ontology annotation, molecular function: mRNA binding; poly(A) binding. Gene Ontology annotation, cellular component: nucleus.